Molecule: messenger RNA, 1145 nt
Organism: Jatropha curcas
Lineage: Eukaryota; Viridiplantae; Streptophyta; Magnoliopsida; Malpighiales; Euphorbiaceae
Product: putative glutathione peroxidase 8
Biological process (GO): response to oxidative stress
Molecular function (GO): peroxidase activity
Source: RefSeq, a predicted model, not a curated record
AUAAUUCAGCGUUAUCCCGUGAUCUUGAAGUGAAAAGUGUUCGCCUAAAAAAUAAUCAAAAUACACUUACUGAGGACGAGACGAACUGAUUUAAUUUUCAAUCCAACGGGCAGGGGACCUUUCCAGAAUUCAUCACAAAGCCGAGAGAAAAGAAAAAGGACACCAGACCAUCAUUUAUCCACAGAGAGCCAGGGGCGUGGAAGUGUUACCGUUUCAAAAGUCAAAUAAGCAAAUUGGAGAGGAUCUUUCUUUCUUUAUUCUAUUCUGUUCCCCUCCUUCAACUGUUUCACUUGUUUUGCUGUUUGACGAGUUAAGUCACUUCGUCUUUCUAAAUCAUUUGUUUGCUAAUGGCAUCCCAACCCCAAAAAUACCCUGAAUCCGUCUAUGACUUCACUGUCAAGGAUGCUGAGGGGAAGGACUUAGAUCUCGGCAUAUUCAAAGGAAAAGUCUUAUUAAUUGUUAAUGUUGCUUCAAAAUGUGGAAUGACCAACUCUAAUUACACAGAGCUCAAUCAGUUAUAUGAGAAGUACAAAGACAAAGGUCUUGAGAUACUGGCAUUUCCAUGCAAUCAAUUUGGUGAGGAGGAACCUGGAAGUAACGAUGAGAUUGCAGAGUUCGUCUGCACUCGCUUUAAAUCAGAAUUUCCUGUCUUUGACAAGAUUGAAGUGAAUGGUGAGAAUGCUUCCUCUCUUUACAAAUUCUUAAAGUCAGGUAAAUGGGGAAUUUUUAGUGAUGAUAUUCAAUGGAACUUUGCCAAAUUCCUUGUCGAUAAAAAUGGACAAGUAGUUGAUCGUUACUACCCCACAACAUCUCCUCUGAGUCUUGAGCAUGACAUAAAGAAGCUGUUGGGGAACUAAUGAAGUGCAGAGGCAUAAAGGAUUUAUCAGAGCUCAUGGAGAUACCAAAGCAUAUGUUUAAUCGCCUUCUCUGCUUUUCGGUGUGCUGUAGGAACUGUUGAAAUUUGUAAUUAGAAAAUGACAGUUACAAGGAAUAUAAAUUGUUGCUACUGCAGUUCUAAACUUCUUUUCCUUUUCUUUUCGGUUGAAACAUCUUAAGAUACAUGGAGCUUGAUUAUAAAAUCCUCAAAAUGCAAACUCUGAUUUAAUUCAGAAGGCAGAGAAUAAUCAUUCUCAUUGUAAUUUUCA